AGUGGAAAGUGCUGAACAUGUUGUGCCGGUGGCUUUAAUCACAGCGGCUCCCUUGUAAUUAAGGCCACAAGUCACCAGCCCAUUUCACGGAUGAGGAAGGAAACUAAAGUUCCGAAGGGCAGAGCGACUUGUCUGAGGUCGCGAGACUAGAAGGUUGGCGGGGUCGGGAUUCGAACUCCCAGCUGAGACGAGCCGCCGCCAUGGCCCAGACCCUACAGAUGGAGAUCCCGAACUUUGGCAACAGCAUUCUGGAGUGCCUGAACGAGCAGCGGCUGCAGGGCCUGUACUGUGACGUGUCAGUGGUGGUCAAGGGCCAUGCCUUCAAGGCCCACCGGGCCGUGCUGGCCGCCAGCAGCUCCUACUUCCGGGACCUGUUCAACAGCAGCCGGAGCGCCGUGGUGGAGCUGCCGGCAGCUGUGCAGCCCCAGUCUUUCCAGCAGAUCCUCAGCUUCUGCUACACAGGCCGGCUGAGCAUGAACAUGGGGGACCAGUUCCUGCUCAUGUACACGGCUGGCUUCCUGCAGAUCCAAGAGAUCAUGGAGAAGGGCACCGAGUUCUUCCUCAAGGUGAGCUCCCCCAGCUGCGACUCCCAGGGCCUGCAUGCCGAAGAGGCACCGUCGUCCGAGCCCCAGAGCCCCGUGGCGCAGACGUCAAGCUGGAUGGCCUGCAGCACCCCACUGCCCCUCGUGUCUCGCGUCAAGACCGAGCAGCAAGAGUCGGACUCUGUGCAGUGCACACCCGUGGCCAAGCGGCUGUGGGACAGCAGCCAGAAGGAGGCUGGGGCCAGUGGUGGCAGUGGUGGCAAUGGCAGCCGCAAGAUGGCCAGGUUCUCCACGCUGGACCUGGCCGCCAACCGGCCGCCCCAGCAGGCCCUGGUGGCGGCGGCGGCGGCGGCGGCAGGGGGUGUGGUGAGCGGGCCCAGCUUGUCGGAGCGGACGAGCCCAGGCACCUCGAGCGCCUACACCAGCGACAGCCCUGGCUCCUACCACAACGAGGAGGACGAGGAGGAGGAUGCGGGCGAGGAAGGCACGGACGAGCAGUACCGGCAGAUCUGCAACAUGUAUACUAUGUACAGCAUGAUGAACGUCGGCCAGAGUGCUGAGAAGGUGGAGGCCCUCCCCGAGCAGGUGACCCCCGAGUCCCGGAAUCGCAUCCGGGUGCGGCAAGACCUGGCAUCUCUCCCAGCCGAGCUCAUCAACCAGAUCGGUAACCGCUGCCACCCCAAGCUCUAUGACGAGGGCGACCCCUCCGAGAAGCUGGAGCUGGUGGCAGGCACCAACGUGUACAUCACGAGGGCACAGCUCAUGAACUGCCACGUGAGCGCGGGCACGCGGCACAAGGUCCUGCUGCGGCGCCUCCUCGCCUCCUUCUUUGACCGGAACACGUUGGCCAACAGCUGUGGCACUGGCAUCCGCUCUUCCACCAACGACCCCAGACGCAAACCGCUGGACAGUCGCGUCCUCCAUGCUGUCAAGUACUACUGCCAGAACUUUGCCCAAAACUUCAAGGAGAGCGAGAUGAAUGCUAUCGCGGCCGACAUGUGCACCAACGCCCGCCGCGUCGUGCGGAAGAGCUGGGUCCCCAAGGUGAAGCUGCCUGAGGGUGACACCUAUACAACCUUCAUCAGCGACACAGGCAAGCUUGAGCCGGACAUGAUGGGCGUGGAGCACAGCUUUGAAACGGCCAGCCACGACGGCGAGGCUGGCCCCUCAGCGGAGGCCCUCCAGUAACACCCCUCAGCAGGCCCUCCGUGGGGCGUCACACUCCCCUCCUGUCACACACUCCCCCUCCUGUUUGUCUGUCACACACACACACACACACACGCGCGCGCGCCUACCAUCUCGGUCACAAGCUACUGUCUGUCCCCCUAGGACCCACGGGGUAGGGGGCACUGCAUGCUCCCAGCCCCUUAGCCGCCCCUGUCCCACCCCUGACCCCAUUCCAAGCGGGCUGGGAGAGGACGGCAGUGGUGUGAGCUCUGUGUGGCCUUCUCUCUCUGCGCACACUUGUGCACAGUCGGGGAGCACUUGCUCCCCCUCUUAACCCCUAGCAAUUGUCUCCCCAUCUCCCCACUCAACCAGGCCUGGCAGGGGAGGGACCGGCCUGGGGGCAGUCUUCUGCUCCACCCCUCACGGCAACCCCUUGGGACUUGCGGGGGCCCCAGGGUGCUCAGGACCCUUCCUGCCACCACCUCCCAGUGCUUCCACUUUUCCAAAAGCGCCUUCCUGUCUCCCUGGUCUGUCCCUGCACCUGGAGCUGGGGUAGGCGAGGCCGAAGGGACUGCCCUUGUUACAGCUGAGGAAAACAGGCUCUGAACAAUGUCAUGACUGAAGGUGGCAGGCUGUGGCUGCCGGGUGCCCUUCUCUCUCCCCCACUCUGUGCCCUGGGGCCUGAGGGGCAGGUCCUGAGUUAGGAGUGCAGACCUCGGGCCUCCGGGUGGGAGGAGAGGUUUCCAGGGCUUGCAGAAACGUGUGCGUGUGCGGGCGUGUGUGUAGUUUUGCUUUUAAACAAAUGAAGAUACGAGAGGCAGUAGGACCAGGGGUGCAGGCUGGGGGGCUGCUGCCCUUCCCUCCCUCCCCCAUCCCCAUCCCGCCCCAUGGCAGGGCUCCCAGCCCUACCCCCUGUACAUACUUUUUAAAACAUUUUUUUAGCUAAUGAAAUACUGAAGUAUAAGAUUUCCUUUUAUUUUUCAAACCAAUGGGACUGUGAUGUCCCCUUCGGUCCCUGGGAGCUGAGGAAGGCAGGAUGGGGUGGGGGGACAGGGGCAGGCUGAAUGUGUGUGUGUGCGGAAUGUGGCUGUGUUUCCGAGGUGGGUCCCAGGCCUCGCCACUGCCAGGACUCCUGUGGGUCUGGCCAGCUGCCCCCACAGGGCUGCAUUUGAAGGGUAUCCCUGGUCUUUGGCCUGUUGGCUGAGCCCAGCUCCUGGGGACAGGGCAGGGCCCACUCCAUUGUCAGCAGUUGUUUGCAGAAUUUUCUCUCUAACCAUUCCUCUCUUCAUAGCCUCGCCCAGUGCGAGUGGUUUUGUUUUUUUUGAGUUUUACUUGUGAACCCGAGGGUUCUUUUUUUUUUACUCCCAUCCCCCCAUGCUGGUGUCAUUUGAUGUUUGUUUUGUGUCUCUGGCCCGUGUCCUCACCACCUCUGGUCUCCUCUCCAAGUCUGACAGCUCACUGCUUCCAGAGGCAGGGGGCUGCCAGAGGGAGGUGAGGGCCACCCCAGCGGACCCUUGGAAUCUGACUUGGAGGCCUCCCCCUGACCCAGCAGCCCCGCCAGCCUGUGGGGAAGGGUUCCCUCCAGCAUCUGCUUGGGGGUGGGGGGUGUUGGGUCCGGCUGGGGUCCUGGCACUCCUCUUUCUGGCCUGAGUAGGGGGAGGCGAGUAUAUAGGGGGGAGUUGACACCCCCAGCUAAAGCACAAGCACCUUAGUCGCACCUCUCCCGCCCCCUUGUCCUGGCCUUGACACCCUGCCCCAGCAUCAUCCCAAAGCACAAUAUCCUGGUCACUUGGUGGGCCCCUGGGCCACAGAGGGGUGGGCUGGGGCUCCAGCCAGCCCCCACAAGGAAGCAGGAGUCCCCAGGCGCUCCCCUUUUCCAGGCCUUAGCAGGGGGCAGCUCCUGGGACUGGGGUCCUCUCCCUCCCCACCCUUUGUCCUGGGCAGGCCCCCCCGCCCAUCCCCUCCCUGCCUUGUCCCCAGGCAGGACUUGCCCCUGUCCUUCAUAUUCCUGCAGCACUGGGUUACGUGGCAGAGACUCCUUGUUUCAGGGACCCCAGGAGGUACCCCUGGCUCCAGGGACUAUGUGUUGGUCUGGGGGUGUGGGGGGAGGGGCCGGGCAGGGGUGCAGGGGAGGAAAUUCCUCGCCAGGAGAGCCAAAGACAGGGUCGUGCCUUACCCCAGGAGCCACCCCUGUGCCCGUCCACCCCACCCUGCCCCACCCCCCUGGGCAGCCUGCUGCUUUUCCUUCUCCCCCGUUGCCCUGCGCUGCUCUGAGCUGCAUGGUCCCCCCCACCCCGGGCAGCCAGGAAGGAGCAUGAAUGGAGAAUCACUGACCAACGCAAAAAAGACUGUGGGGGCCCCCUCUGCCUCCCCUGGCCGCCCCUUGUUCCCGCAGGACAGGCCACCCGCCGUGUCCGCGUGGAGUGCCAACACAGGCCCCGCUGCGGGCCGAGCCCCCCGCCCUGGCCCGUAAGUGAGAUUGCACAUUAACUACUGUAAGGAGGAGCGCACUGGGAACUGUGAACAUGAGGACGUCAGUGAUACUGAUGCCGAGAAUAAACUAAACGCCUUUGUAACA
This is a messenger RNA of Rhinolophus ferrumequinum (greater horseshoe bat), 4287 nucleotides long. It is a transcript of the gene NACC1, whose product is annotated as nucleus accumbens associated 1. The coding region runs from base 201 to 1730 and encodes 509 amino acids. Gene Ontology annotation, molecular function: protein binding; DNA-binding transcription factor activity, RNA polymerase II-specific; RNA polymerase II cis-regulatory region sequence-specific DNA binding. Gene Ontology annotation, biological process: regulation of transcription by RNA polymerase II. The transcript has 7 exons. The record is from RefSeq and is a predicted model, not a curated record. Lineage: Eukaryota; Metazoa; Chordata; Mammalia; Chiroptera; Rhinolophidae.